AUGUCCAGCUGGUACACCUGGUACUCCUUCCCGGUCCUGACGGCCAGAGUGACCAUGGCCAGAGCCACAGACGCACUGAGAAGGACCUCAGCCUCCUCAAAAGGACCUCAGCCUCCUCAAAAGGACCUCAGCCUCCUCAGAAGGACCUCAGCCUCCUCAGAAGGACCUCAGCCUCCUCAGAAGGACCUGAGCCUCCUCAGAAGGACCUCAGCCUCCUCAGAAGGACCUCAGCCUCCUCAGAAGGACCUCAGCCUCCUCAGAAGGACCUCAGCCUCCUCAGAAGGACCUCAGCCUCCUCAGAAGGACCUCAGCCUCCUCAGAAGGACCUCAGCCUCCUCAGAAGGACCUCAGCCUCCUCAGAAGGACCUCAGCCUCCUCAAAAGGACCUCAGCCUCCUCAGAAGGACCUCAGCCUCCUCAGAAGGACCUCAGCCUCCUCAGAAGGACCUCAGCCUCCUCAGAAGGACCUCAGCCUCCUCAGAAGGACCUCAGCCUCCUCAGAAGGACCUCAGCCCCCUCAGAAGGACCUCAGCCUCCUCAGAAGGACCUCAGCCUCCUCAGAAGGACCUCAGCCUCCUCAGAAGGAUCUCAGCCUCCUCAGAAGGACCUCAGCCUCCUCAGAAGGACCUCAGCCUCCUCAGAAGGAUCUCAGCCUCCUCAGAAGGACCUCAGCCUCCUCAGAAGGACCUCAGUCUCCUCAGAAGGACUUCAGCCUCCUCAGAAGGACCUCAGUCUCCUCAGAAGGACUUCAGCCUCCUCAGAAGGACCUCAGUCUCCUCAGAAGGACCUCAGCCUCCUCAGAAGGACCUCAGCCUCCUCAGAAGGACCUCAGUCUCCUCAGAAGGACUUCAGCCUCCUCAGAAGGACCUCAGCCUCCUCAGAAGGAUCUCAGCCUCCUCAGAAGGACCUGAGCCUCCUCCGAGCAGCACUCUCGCCUCUCAGCAAAAAGGUUUCCUCCGGGUACUCCGGUUUCCCUUACCACUUACUGGUGUUAGCAAAGGCACCAUCUCCUUGGUCUUACUGGUGUUAG
This is a messenger RNA of Knipowitschia caucasica, 1029 nucleotides long. NCBI's taxonomy places the organism in Eukaryota, Metazoa, Chordata, Actinopteri, Gobiiformes, Gobiidae. The record is from the annotation of a GenBank genome assembly.